CAACACAAAACCUGUCAUGCCCAGAUGCAUCCAUGUAUACAUCCAAUACAAUAUGUCAGAAGUAAUGGACAUUUUCACCUAUGAUAUGAACGAAAAUACACUGCCAUACAUUGUUCGUUUUGCGUUUGAUUCAACUACUAUCAAAUUCACUCCAACUAUUUCUUUUUCGUUUAGUCAUAGCUCACACUGUCAAGUUGGUAUUUGUUAGGAGAUCUCAAAUCAUGGCAGUGACGAUGGGAUUAAAUAGCUGGGAAGUUAAGUAAUUUAUUUAAAAUACUUGUUUUAUUAUUUUCAUUUUUAACUUCGUCUUGUAGAAAGACGCCUUUUUUGUUUAUUUAUAAUAUCGUUAAUCUAAUUAUGUAUUAAUCCUUAUGUUGUUUGAUCUUUCUUUUCGGUUUUUGUGACGCGAUGUAUCAAACUAAGUGGGUUUACUGUUAAUUUGCUAUUAUCUAUCGCCGUGAUCUAACUUCCUCCAAAAUUUUUAAACAGUUUUGAAUUGACAGCCUAGUAAGGUGUCAUUUUAUUAUGUCUGACACUGAACCAGAAAAUUCUGAAAGUGUUUUAAGAGAUCUUCGAAAGCAAGCUCGACAACUAGAAAAUGAAAUAGAUAUAAAAUUAGUGUCUUUCAGUAAGUUGGGGACCAGUCAUGGGAAUUCAAGCUACAAAUCAGAAAGUAGUGACACAGUUCCUCUUCUCAGUGGAGAACAUAUGUUUGAAACAAUGGCCCUCGAAAUCGAACAACUUUUAUCAAAGUUGUCUAACAUCAAUGAGAAGAUGGGCGAAGUUUCAUCCGGUCAAGCUCCAACAAGUUCUGCAAUUUUACACACAAUGCAGCGUCACAAAGAAAUUCUUCAAGAUUACAAUCAAGAAUUCCGCAAGACUCAAGCCAAUUAUCGAGCAAGAAGAGAAAGAGAAGAUCUUUUGAAGAGUGUACGAAAAGAUAUUGACAAUUACAAAGGAUCUUCAGGACUUAAUAGAAGAAUGGAUUUGUAUUUGAAAGAGAAUGAACACAUUCGGAACUCUGAUCGACUGAUAGAUGAACAAAUAAGUAUCGCCGUGGAAACAAGAGACCAUCUGGUUUCUCAGAGACUUGCUUUUAAGAGAUUCCAGACAAAGAUUCACGAUAUCUCGAAUAGAUUUCCUGUUCUGAACAGCCUGAUACAACGGAUUAACUUCCGGAAGAGAAGAGACUCCAUAAUCUUAGGUCUUGUUAUUAGUAUUUGUACAAUACUUAUUUUAAUGUAUGCCUUCCAUUAGCACUUUCCAUUUUCAUUUCAAUAAUUUCUUCUUCGUAUAAUUUUUUGCAAUAAUUUUUGUUGUCUCAUAAUAUUCCAAAAUAGUGUAGAUAAUGUUGAUGUGGAAAAAAUGUUUUUGAAGUAAUUUCAUUUUCUGUAAAGUAUAUAUUUAUUUUGUGGAUUGUGACAUGAAGCAGCAAGGCCAAAGCAUGUUAUGUAAAGCAGUAAAAUAUUUUUACAGAAUAACAGAAUUGACCUUUUAUUUUUAUUUUUUUGGUGCUAUAAGUCAAUUUGCAGUUUUAUUUCUAGAUCUUUUUAUUUAUCACACAAAAGAAUCCUCAUUCUCUUGUACAUUGUGAAGUUUAAAGGCAUUGCUUUCAAACGGUUAAGUUAUUGUGUUAAAUACCUAUGUGAUCAUGUUAGAAUGUUUCUUCUAUCAAAAUAAAAAAAGGUAUCUACUUCACCAACAAUCCAAUUAACAAGAAAGAUAUUUCAUAAGAAUAUAGAAUGAGGCAGUUGCAAUAUCACAUUGCAUUUUCUAGCAAUUAUGAAUGAAACAUUUUGAUGACGUCCCUGGGUGUGAUGAUUUAUACAGCACUACUUGGUGCUGUUCUCUUGUGUUUACAUUUUAUUAACAAGUAGAAUGGUUUUGGCCUACAAAGAAAAAAAUACUUUUGAACUAUUGAGCAUAUCUGUUCUUAUACCUUUUGUGGUUGCUUUGCAGAAAUAUUAUUUCAAUUGUGUAUGUAUGAAUUGCAAUUGUUAUUGGAGAGGUACGAUAUAAGAAAAGGUGUAAUAUAAUUGUUGCAUAUGUAUGUGUUUGAACUAAGUUUCUUACACAGUUUUGUAGAAUAAGUUAGUUACUUGUUGGUAAUAUAACAAUUUUGUAAAUAUAUAAAAAUAAAUAUAUACAAAAAUGACCACCAA
Gryllus bimaculatus (two-spotted cricket) is the source of this 2162-nucleotide messenger RNA. The record is from the annotation of a GenBank genome assembly. Lineage: Eukaryota; Metazoa; Arthropoda; Insecta; Orthoptera; Gryllidae.